UAAAAAAAAAAAACAACAGAUACGGAUAUCUAGGUUAUAUAUAAGGUUUGCUUUUUCUUUUGUUGUGUGAUUUCAUACUGCAUCCAUCAUUAUAUAUUCCUCUACCUGUGUACACACCCUGCACAUACUAUUAGUGUAAUAGUAAUGUAAGCAUUCUUGUUUGAUAAAGGAUGGCUACUCACUUGAUCAGAAGCGCACACAAGGAGAGAGGCAGGACGGUUUGGUGGUGAGGAUAAUAUUGAGCGCUUGUAUAUAUAGGCUACACAAGCAUUGUGGGCCGGCCAACGCAGGGCAGGCAGCGGAGGUAUGUGUGCGAUUCGGAUCCACUCCGCACAUACCUGGUUGCAGAGUGCGGAGUGGGGCACUAAAAUAAAACUUCCGGGUCCAACCGCUCCGUCGAACAUCAAAACAAACAACGAUGGCUGAACCAGUGAACCUUUUUCCGAUUACUUCUUUCUUCAGUGAGACACCUGAAAGAGUAAAGAAAGGGUUGAAUUCGUUUCACUCCAACAGAGUGGUCAGUGUAGCUGUUUUGCCUCGGGGAGUUAUAAAGGGUAGCGUCCAGGCAUCACAGAAAAAGAAAGUUUACGAGGUUGAGGUGAGUUGGAUAAGUUAGCCGUUGACAUCUAGGCUAGUUGACAUCUAAUUAAACGUUAAAGAUGAUACGUUAUUUCAUGGGUGCCAUGCCGUAAUUCCGACGCCUCAUUGUUCCGACGUCUCAAUGGUCCGAAAUAUUUCCCAUAGAUCGACAUGCCACUAUGCCGACGGUUCAAUGUUCCGAAAACGGAACCCAUUGGUCCGAAGGUCCGUUUGUCCGAUUUUUCAAAAAGUAGGCGCAUUAGGCCGACGGUUCAAUAUGCCGAAUAGUCCGAGGCUCAAUUCCACAUGUGUGAUUAUGAAACCAAAAAUAAAAGACGAUAUAGGCUAAGUUCCAGCAGUGCACUUCACCAGCCAGACUGUUGCUGUGGGCUUGAACGGUCACAAGAGGUGAAUUUAUGAAGCGCACGUUAUACAAGGACUAAUACUUUUCCCGUAAAGAAGUCAAACGAGACACAAGGUAAACCAACUUGAGUUCUGGAGGUGGUCCAUGAAGCAUCUCUCGAACACAGGGAGCCGGCCCUGAGGUCAGCGAGGUCCUGACCUUUAGACGACGCAAAACGCAAAUCAGAAACGGGUCAGUGUUCAACGUUACAUAGAGAGUGGAUGGAAGGUUCCUGUGGCGGACAGCAGGGGGAGCCGUUGUCCAAAUCAGGACGUCUCCACGGGCGUACAGUGAAAACAUGAGUUUCAUUUCCAAUUGUCGUGGAGACAGCAGACGAUUGUUCUCCCAUCACCGUCGGCGCGUUGUUUGCCGAUGCCUACGUCAUCCUCCGCCCUACGUCAUCCGCCGGACGCUCAGACCUCUGGAGCUUCGAGGCUCGAGACGCUGAAUGCCACCCUGCUGCAGGACCGCCGAGGAGGACAUCCUUGGACUACCGAGGACCACCCCGUCACCCAGCGGGACGUUGCCUGGUCUCAUCACUUCCACUACUUUUUUAAAGCCGUUAGGAGUUUAACUGGAUUAAGCAGCAGCAGCACAGCAGCGGCUUCCCGUCCCGUCCCGUCCCCUCCACGCCGCGCCCUCCCGGUCUCCGUGGACCUCGGACCUGUCAGGACCCGGACCGCCAGGCCCCGGACCGCCAGGCCCCGCUAGGCGUGCCCGGCCGUGAGGAUGGCGAACCCCGCGGAGUGCACCAUCAAGGUGAUGUGCCGCUUCAGACCGCUGAACAAGUCGGAGGUGGCCCGCGGAGACUCGUACAUCCCCAAGUUCCAGGGGGAGGACUGCGUGUUGAUCACGGGCAAACCGUAUUACUUUGACCGCGUGUUCCAGUCCAACACCACUCAGGAGCAGUUCUACAAUGCUGUCGCUCAGCAGAUCGUCAAAGACGUGCUGGACGGCUACAACGGAACCAUCUUCGCCUACGGCCAGACCGCCUCGGGCAAGACGCACACCAUGGAGGGCGUCCUCCACGACACGGACAUGAUGGGCGUCAUCCCCCGCAUCGUCCAGGACAUCUUCAACUACAUCUACUCCAUGGACGAGAACCUGGAGUUCCACAUCAAAGUGUCGUAUUUUGAGAUCUAUUUGGAUAAAAUCAGGGACCUCAUGGAUGUAUCGAAGACCAACCUCUCCGUGCAUGAGGACAAAAACCGAGUGCCUUACGUGAAGGGCGCGUCGGAGCGGUUCGUGUGCAGCCCGGAGGAGGUCAUGGACGCGAUAGACGAAGGCAAAAAUAACCGCAGCGUGGCCGUCACAAACAUGAACGAGCACAGCUCCAGAAGCCACAGUAUCUUCCAGAUCAACAUCAAGCAGGAGAACGCCCAGACAGGCCAGAAGCUCACCGGCAAGCUGUACCUGGUGGACUUGGCCGGCAGUGAAAAAAUAGGUAAAACGGGAGCGGAGGGCACGGUGUUGGACGAAGCCAAGAUGAUCAACAAGUCGCUCUCGGCGUUGGGGAUCGUGAUCUCGGCCCUGGCCGAGGGCUCGAACUACAUCCCGUACCGGGACAGUAAGAUGACCCGGAUCCUGCAGGACUCCCUGGGGGGGAACUGCCGGACCACCAUGGUGAUCUGCUGCUCGCCCUCCGCCUACAACGAGGCCGAGACCAAGUCCACGCUGCUGUUUGGACAGAGGGCCAAGACCAUCAAGAACAGCGUGACGCUGAACGUGGAGCUGACGGCGGAGCAGUGGAAGAAGAAGUGGGAGAAGGAGAAGGAGAAGAACAAGACCCUGAAGAACACCGUCGACACGCUGGAGAGCGAGCUCCAACGCUGGAGGACGGGCGAGAGCGUCCCCGAGGAGGAGCAGUUCGACAAGGAGAAGGCCAAGGAGGAGGUGCAGGCCGUGGAGAACGUGCUGAACCACGACAAGAUGGCGGCCACGCCGGCGCUGGGCGGGCCCCCCGGGGUGCAGCUCCAGGGGCCGGGGGGGGGCACGACGGGGGCGGAGCUCAGCAAGCUGUACAAGGAGAUGGACGACAAGGACGAUGAGAUCGACCAGCAGAGCCAGCUGUUGGAGAAGCUGAACCAACAGAUGCAGGACCAAGAGGAGCUGCUGGCGUCCUCGCACCGCGACCACGACAAGCUCCAGACGGAGCUGAACCGGCUGCUCUCGGAGAACGAGGCGUCCAAGGAGGAGGUGAAGGAGGUGCUGCAGGCGCUGGAGGAGCUGGCCGUCAACUACGACCAGAAGAGCCAGGAGGUGGAGGACAAGGCACAGGAGUUUGAGGCCCUCAGCGAGGAGCUCAACCAGAAGUCGAGCUCCCUUGCCUCCAUCGACACGGAGCUGCAGAAGCUGAAGGAGAUGACCAACCACCAGAAGAAGAGGGUGACGGAGAUGAUGUCGUCGCUCCUCAAAGACCUGGCCGAGAUCGGCAGCGCCAUGGGCACCAAAGAGAUCAAGCAACAGGAGAGCACCGGCGUGAUCGACGAGGAGUUCACGGUGGCCCGUCUCUACAUCAGCAAGAUGAAGUCGGAGGUGAAGAGCACGGUGCGCCGCAGCCGUCAGCUGGAGGGCGCCCAGGCCGAGAGCGACCAGCGGCUGGCCGAGACCGAGAGGGAGCUGGCCGCCUGCCAGCUGCUCACCUCCCAGUACGAGGCGAAGAUCCGCUCUCUGACGGAGAGCGUGCAGAUCCUGGAGCAGAAGAAGAGGCAGCUGGAGGAGAGCGUGGACGCGCUCAACGAGGAGCUGGUGAAGAUCAGCGCUCAGGAGAAAGUCCAUGCCACGGAGAAGGAGAAGAUGCAGUCGGCCAAUGAGGUCAAGGACGCGGUGCAGAAGCAGAUCAUGUCCCACAGGGAGGCCCACCAGAAGCAGAUCAGCAGCCUGCGAGACGAGCUGGACAGCAAGGAGAAGCAGAUCACUGAGCUGCAAGAUCUGAACCAGAAGAUCUCUCUGGAGCAGGAGCGCUUGAGGGCGGAGCACGAGAAGCUCAAGACUGCGGACCAGGAGAGGAACCGCAAGCUGCAGGAGCUAACGGGCAUUCAGGACCGCCGGGAGCAGGCCAGGCAGGACCUGAAGGGGCUGGAGGAGACGGUGGCCAGAGAGCUUCAGACGCUCCACAACCUCAGACGGCUGUUUGUCCAGGACCUGAACACCAGGGUGAAGAGGAACGCGGACACUGACUCUGAUGAUACGGGAGGCAGCGCCAUGCAGAAACAGAAGAUCGCCUUCCUGGAGAGCAACCUGGAGCAGCUCACCAGGGUCCACAAGCAGCUGGUGCGGGACAACGCUGACCUGCGCAGUGAGAUCCCCAAGAUGGAGAAGCGUCUGCGUGCGACGGUGGAGCGCGUCAAGGCUCUGGAGCUGGCCCUGAAGGAGGCGCGCGAGGUGGCCGGCCGCGACCGCAAGCGCUACCAGCAGGAGGUGGACCGCAUCAAGGAGGCGGUGCGCUCCAAGAACAUGAGCCGCUGGCGCACCGCCGCGCAGAUAGCUAAGCCCAUCCGGCCGGGCCAGCAGCCCGGGGCCCCCCCCGCCAACCCCGGCGUGGUGCGCCCCAACAGCGUGCAGACCCCCCAGCCCGCCGGGCUCCGGGGCGGAGGGGCCGGAGGGACCCCCGCCCCGCAGGACAAGAGCAGCUACUCCUACGAGUGGGUAACCCCCCCCCACACACACCCCCCCACUACUGUCUCUCGGGGCUCUUGAAGCACACAGGCCUCUCCUGUCACUAGGGGCCCUUCAGGUGGCACACGGGACCCCCCUGCACCCCCACUGUCACUAGGGGCCCUUCAGGUGGCACACGGGACCCCCCUGCACCCCCACUGUCACUAGGGGCCCUUCAGGUGGCACACGGGACCCCCCUGCACCCCCACUGUCACUAGGGGCCCUUCAGGUGGCACACGGGACCCCAAUGCACCCCCAUUGUCACUAGGGGCCCCUUAGGAAGCACACAGACCCCCCCCCCCCCCUGCAGUGUAAUCAGGUGCUAUUGAGCUGCAAGGUGUUCCACUGAUUUCCUUCCAGUCUUUUGAGUCCUGCUCUUGUGUCUCCUCUCCACCUCUCCUCUUCCACUUCCUCUCCUCUUCUCUUCUCCUCUCCUCUUCUCUUCUACUCUCCUCUUCUCUUCUACUCUCCUCUUCUGUCUCCUCUCCUCUUUUUUCCUCUCUUCCUGUUUCCUCUCCUCUUGUUUCCUCUCCUCUUCUGUCUCCUCUUCUUUAUCCUCUCCUCUUCCUUCCUCUCCUCCUUUUCCCCCUCCUCUUGUUUCCUCUCCUCUUCUGUCUCCUCUCCUCUUGUCUCCUCUUCGGUCUCCUCUCCUCUUCUGUCUCCUCUCCUCUUGUCUCCUCUCCUCCUCUGUCUCCUCUCCUCUGUCUCCUCACCUCUUGUGUCUCCUCUCCUCUUGUUUCCUCUCCUUGUUUCCUCUCAUCUUGCCUCCUCUCCUCUUCUCCUGGUGUUUUCAGCUGCUGAGGAGAGGCUGCCGGUCGGAGCCAGAAGCAAAGGUCAGCCAGAUAGCUAUGAACUACGUCAUCCACAAUGCAACGCUGGACUCUCACCUCGGACCCGCCCCCUCAGUGUAUACAUGGUGUAUAUUGAUUCAAGACUUCGGGAGGGGGGAGGGGCUUAUUUUGUGCCGAUUUAUGGUUUCUAACUCUCAGCCCAUCCAAAGAUCACAUGACUGCCUUGAAAUAUGAUCAUGCAAACUUAUUGAACUGUGUGUGUGUGUGUGUGUGUGUGUGUGUGUGUGUGUGUGUGUGUGUGUGUGUGUGUGUGUGUGUGUGUGUGUGUGUGUGUGUGUGUGUGUACACAGUAUUGCCUAUUAUGUUCAACAGAAUACCACUAAGUGAUUGGAUCUGUUCCUUACCAAACGUGAAGUCAGAUCAAUACAGCUGAUUGGCUGAGCUGCACUGUUACCCCACCUCAGCAGAGUGGUGCAACACUCACAGCAGGGGGCUAUAGUGCCUGACCUCUGACCUUAACCCUGACCCAAACCCUACCAUCCAGACCACUGUGUGUGUGUGUGUGUGUGUGUGUGUGUGUGUGUGUGUGUGUGUGUGUGCAUGAAAAUGGUCGGUUCUGCUGUUGUCCUGCAAGACGACCUCACCUCGUACUAACUUUGUGUUCGUACAAGAGUCUGCUUAUCUUCCUCAGGCAGUUCAGACGUCCUCUGUUAACGCACACAUCUUGGGGCGGGUUGGAAAGAAUAAAUGAUUGUUGAUCAGUAUUGAUCGUUUGAUUCCGUAAAGACAUAUUCUAUUUAUUCUACUACGUUAAGGUUAGGGGGGCAUAUCUUCUGAACAAAGUAUUUGUUUAACCACACUAAUAACACGGACACUAGGUAGGAGUUGAACAAAGUGUUCAUUAAACUAAGAAAAUCUGAGACUGCUAGUCUAGUAGCAGCUUUAUUUUGUUUUAAUUUGUUGUUAAAAUUAAAGCACUUUGAACAAUCUUCCAAACCAAUGCUGCCUCGUAACAACCCAACAAUGGAGCGUACCAUUAGGAACAGGUGGACAGUGAGUGGUAUGGUCUGAGUCUUGUCUUGGGUAGAGGCUGAUUCAUGCUUUGUGCCUCGACAACACUGCUUCCAUUUUGCCUUUGUCAUUUUAUACUCAUCUAUUGUAACAAUAAAGCCUUACUGAGAAGCA
Molecule: messenger RNA, 6615 nt
Organism: Gadus macrocephalus (Pacific cod)
Lineage: Eukaryota; Metazoa; Chordata; Actinopteri; Gadiformes; Gadidae
Product: kinesin-1 heavy chain-like
Exons: 29
Coding region: 1712-4681 (989 amino acids)
Biological process (GO): microtubule-based movement
Molecular function (GO): microtubule motor activity; microtubule binding; ATP binding
Source: RefSeq, a predicted model, not a curated record